AUUUGAUAUAACCCCCCAUGGGAUUGAAUCGAUUUUGUUCUCAUAUCCAUUUCCUUGUAUCGUGCGAAAUAAGAAGCGAACUCAAGCUCGUCCCCCAGCCUCGUUACUUGCUGGACAUCGACAGAGAGAAAACAAAAAAAAUCCCGAUACUUUGGCCAUCGUUCCAGCAGGCGUCGAUGAAGGAGAAGAAGCAAAAAACACACACGAUUGGCAUUGGGGGAGGAGGUAGCGAUCGGCUUAGCAGGGGCUGUGGGCUCCGAUUUUUGUUUCAAAUUCGUUGGAUCGAUCACAAACCUUGGUAGCUUAGGAGCAUGGCUUGGUGAGGUUGGGUUCCUUUUGCGUAGUUAGUUUUAAUGAAGAUGUCACUUGUGCACGUUUGGUUUUUAUUUUUCAUUGAACCCCUUUUUGCAAUAAUUUAACGAUUGAAUGUUGGUUUAUAAAAAUGGUAACGUGUGGUUUUUGGAAUGGUUGAAUAAUAAUAAUAAUAAUAAUAAAUACAGUCUUCCGUUGC
This is a messenger RNA of Lactuca virosa, 511 nucleotides long. NCBI's taxonomy places the organism in Eukaryota, Viridiplantae, Streptophyta, Magnoliopsida, Asterales, Asteraceae. The record is from the annotation of a GenBank genome assembly.